CGAACAAGUCUCCUACGACACCGCCCCUUCCGUUAUUGUCUAUCUUCAUCACCUCGCUGACAUCAAGAAAACGCCAUGGCCUACGCUGAUGACUACGUGCUUGGUAGAGCCCUCUCAGAUUCCGUCCGCCUGGACGCCCAGCACUUGCUCUGGAAGCUCCACACUGGAUACACUUUGCACCCGCAGAUCCCAGUCAGGGCAGAUAUGAAGGUUGCCGAGCUCGGGACCGGUACCGCGAUUUGGCUAUUCGAUCUGUCCAAGGACCUCCCACCGGCAACCCAGCUGCACGGGUUUGACAUUUCGGGGGAUCAGUUCCCUGCGCCGGAAUUGUGGCCCUCCAAUGUCAGCCUCGGUCUUCUGAACUCCCUGGUCGAUCCACCGCCGUCCUUGACAGGUCAGUACGAUGUGGUGCAUGUCCGGAUGUGGGCGAGCAACAUCAAGGACGGCAACCUUGCGCCGCUCGUCUCGCAUAUCGCCAAAUUGCUGAAGCCGGGGGGGUACGUCCAAUGGGAGGAAGCAGACUUGGUGCAUCAGGUCAUCGCAGGAGCCAAGGCCGAGAGAUUUGGGGAGAAGGUGCCCGCCCUGUUUCGGAAAGCUGGCCUGGACUAUAGCUGGGCGUCGGCCAUCCACGACCACUUGGAACAAGCCCGGCUGGGGGUGUUGGAAUCCAGAACAGACCGGUUCCAGCCGUUCCUGGUCCAGAAAUGCACGGACACAUACCUGCUUGCGCUGGCGGAGAUCCUGCGGGGCAUCGGGCUGACAUGUGCGGAGGAUGUGCUGCCGCUGCUGCGUGAGCGCGAGGCCGACCUGCGCGAGCUGAGUGCCCUGCAUAACAAGGGGAUCAUCUACAACUGGUCGCCGAUCAAGAGUCUGGCCCAGAAGGGCGAAUGAAGGGGGGAAAAUGCUCUCCUCCUAACGUCGGCCUGGCGUGUGAUCGAAACUGGGUUGCGGGGUG
Aspergillus heteromorphus CBS 117.55 is the source of this 955-nucleotide messenger RNA. RefSeq lists its product as uncharacterized. The record is from RefSeq and is a predicted model, not a curated record. Lineage: Eukaryota; Fungi; Ascomycota; Eurotiomycetes; Eurotiales; Aspergillaceae. The transcript has 5 exons. The coding region runs from base 76 to 891 and encodes 271 amino acids.